GGGCUCUCCUCCGGUGUGGAGGCAUCAUGGCCGCUAAAUCAGACGGGAGGCUGAAAAUGAAGAAGAGCAGCGACGUGGCGUUCACCCCGCUGCAGAACUCGGACCACUCGGGCUCGGUGCAGGGAUUGGCUCCGGGCUUGCCGUCGGGGUCGGGAGCCGAGGACGAGGAGGCGGCAGGGGGCGGCUGCUGCCCGGACGGCCGCGGCUGCUCGCGCUGCUGCUGCUGCUGCGCCGGGAGCGGCAGCUCCGGGGGCUCGGGCGGCUCCGGCGGCGUCGCCGGCCCGGGCGGCGGCGGGGCGGGCUCGGCGGCGCUGUGCCUGCGCCUGGGCAGGGAGCAGCGGCGCUACUCACUGUGGGACUGCCUCUGGAUCCUGGCCGCCGUGGCCGUGUACUUCGCGGACGUGGGUACGGACGUCUGGCUCGCCGUGGACUACUACCUGCGCGGCCAGCGCUGGUGGUUCGGGCUCACGCUCUUCUUCGUGGUGCUCGGCUCGCUGUCGGUGCAAGUGUUCAGCUUCCGCUGGUUUGUGCACGAUUUCAGCACCGAGGACAGCGCCACAGCCGCAGCUGCCUCCAGCUGUCCGCAACCUGGAGCCGAUUGCAAGACGGUGGUCGGCGGUGGGUCUGCAGCCGGAGAAGGCGAGGCUCGUCCUUCCACGCCGCAAAGGCAAGCAUCCAACGCCAGCAAAAGCAACAUCGCUGCGGCCAACAGCGGCAGCAACAGCAGCGGGGCUACCCGGGCCAGUGGCAAGCACAGGUCUGCGUCCUGCUCCUUCUGCAUCUGGCUCCUGCAGUCACUCAUCCACAUCUUGCAGCUCGGGCAAAUCUGGAGAUAUUUCCACACAAUAUACUUAGGUAUUCGAAGCCGACAGAGUGGGGAGAAUGACAGAUGGAGGUUUUACUGGAAAAUGGUAUAUGAGUAUGCGGAUGUGAGUAUGCUGCAUUUGCUAGCCACCUUUCUGGAAAGUGCUCCACAGUUGGUCCUGCAGCUCUGCAUUAUCGUACAGACUCAUAGCUUACAGGCCCUCCAAGGUUUCACAGCGGCAGCCUCCCUCGUGUCCCUGGCCUGGGCUUUGGCCUCCUAUCAGAAGGCCCUCCGGGACUCUCGAGAUGACAAGAAGCCCAUCAGCUACAUGGCGGUCAUCAUCCAGUUCUGCUGGCACUUCUUCACCAUCGCCGCCAGGGUCAUCACGUUUGCCCUCUUUGCCUCGGUUUUCCAGCUGUACUUUGGGAUCUUCAUCGUCCUUCACUGGUGCAUCAUGACCUUCUGGAUCGUCCACUGUGAGACAGAAUUCUGUAUCACCAAAUGGGAAGAGAUUGUGUUCGACAUGGUGGUGGGGAUUAUCUACAUCUUCAGUUGGUUCAAUGUCAAGGAAGGCAGGACACGCUGCAGGCUAUUCAUUUACUAUUUUGUGAUCCUUUUGGAAAAUACAGCCUUGAGUGCCCUCUGGUACCUCUAUAAGGCUCCCCAGAUUGCAGACGCAUUUGCCAUUCCAGCGCUGUGUGUGGUGUUCAGCAGCUUUUUAACUGGUGUUGUUUUUAUGCUGAUGUAUUAUGCCUUCUUUCAUCCCAAUGGACCCAGAUUUGGGCAGUCACCAAGUUGUGCUUGUGAGGACCCAGCCACUGCCUUCACUUUGCCCCCAGACGUGGCCACAAGCACCCUACGGUCCAUCUCAAACAACCGCAGUGUUGUUAGCGAGCGUGAUCAGAAAUUCGCAGAGCGGGAUGGGUGUGUACCUGUCUUUCAGGUGAGACCCACUGCCCCAUCCACCCCAUCAUCUCGCCCACCACGGAUUGAAGAAUCAGUCAUUAAAAUUGACUUGUUCAGGAAUAGGUACCCAGCAUGGGAGAGGCAUGUUUUGGACCGAAGCCUCCGAAAGGCUAUUUUAGCUUUUGAAUGUUCCCCAUCUCCUCCAAGGCUGCAGUACAAAGAUGAUGCCCUUAUUCAGGAGCGGUUGGAGUACGAAACCACUUUAUAAAGCAAAAGGAGUUGCAGGACCCACAACAUAGAGAUGAAGGGGUGAUAGCAGGGCUGUGGCCAUAAUGACACUUCAUCCUAGAGCAGGGCAGUGAGCUGUGAAGUUCCUAGUGUGACCGUCAUCACCAUUAUCAUUUGAUCCUGUUGGCUGGGGGCAGCUGGUCUCCUUCCAAAGCAGCUGCACCCGAGAGUCUCUGACUCCACCUGAAAGAAUGAUGCUGGCUUAGUAGGACUCUCCAUUGCUACCAAACUCCUCCUGCACGGUCUUGGGUGCACCCACCAGAGGGUACUAUUAUUAUGGAAAAAUUUGCCUCCAAUCAUUAGGGUGUCUUGAUGGUGUUAACUGAUCUUUCCAUAAAAAUAGAUUCAGUCAUACACACAUACACACACUAACACCAGUCCUCUGUCAAAAAAAGCUUAGGUGACUUUUCUUGAUGCAAAGCUCUGAUUCCCGCAGGAAUAUAAAAACAAAGAAAGAGAGAAAUAUCCCUCAAGAAAAAAAAAAUAGUAUUGCUUAGAAAAGAAUUCAUAAACCAUUUUCUCCUUUGGAAAUCCAUACCACGUGUGAAAAUCCUAUCCAAUGGACAGCAAACCCAAAUGUUGUUUACACAUGUGUUAGCAUUGAUGGAAUGGUUCAUUUUCUACACAUUUCAGGAUUUGUUUUAUAUUUUAAAUUUUCUGUUGUGAAGAUCCUUUUUGACAGAAAUCCUAUGCAGCCCAUGUACGGCUUUCGACAAGACCAAGGAGCUCAAUAACUUUAUGAUGUAAAUUAAAUAGUAAUCAUGAUUCAGUAUUCAAUUGCAAAAAUGUAAUAGGUACACAAAGAGGAAGUGGGGAAAAAGGCAAAAUGAGAGUCUGAUUCCCAGGCAUGUGCAGCGCCUAUUGGGACAUAACGGCAGUGCUGCAUGAACCAGAGGAAUGGGCUGCAACUGGAUCUGUUUCCAGACGCAGAAUGAGUGGCUCUGUGUGACAAUAGGCAGACGCCGACUCUGGAAGACGCCGACUCUGGAAGACGCCGUGCCACUCCUUUCUAGUGCCAAACACCAUCCAACCACAGGACUGAUGUGGAAGCCCCGAACAACUGAGAAUGAUUGGCAUGAGCCCCCUAAAAGCAGGCAAGAGAACAAGCAAUCAAGUUCUCCACUGUGUACAGACUUUUGCUCCCCGCAAUCCAAGGUCAAAGUGAUAUGUCUUUUAGAGGCUUUGGGACACUUUUUAGUAAGUAUGAGCAGACAGAUGCAAUGAAUAUGCUAUGAAAAAACCCUUCUGAACUGAUAGAGGGCUUAUCACUAUAUCCAGCUAAGAUUUGUAUUUGAAUCAUCUGUAAAGUCGCACUCUUACAACAAGCUUCUGGGUUUUAAAUACCUCCGUACAGCAAGUAAACGUUCCCCGCUUUCUGUUCUCAGUGUCCUUGGUCAUGGUGCUUUUUGUUGCAUUAAAAGUGCCGGUCAAACUUUGAUAGUAUUUUUUUAUAGUUGGUGCAGAGUGGAAUAACUCAUGGAUUAUUUCAAUAUUUUUGUAAUAAAAAAUAUAGGGUAUACACAUAGGCAUCAUCACUUUUUUUAUAGACCUGGAAUCGUUUAAAAUACUUUAAGCGUCAUAAUUACUUGGGAUGUCAGAACCUGGUCCACAAAUUCCAUCAGCCUGCCUCAGCAGAUUGAAAACAUUUGUCUUUUGCAAGAUCACCCUACUUUGCAAGUUGGUGCCCCCAGGAACCUGGCCAGGGGUGCUAUCAGAAUAUCAGGUGAAGAGAGAAUCAGCUUAAAUAGAAAGGGCUUGUCAAGACUGGCCAAUGUUUCCCAGGAAAUCAAAGAUGUAAAUGAUUACUUUCAUCCAUCCAUUAUAACAAACCUGACCACAGUGGAAGAUGUCUUAAACUUCCUUCCCUGGUUUUAUAUUAACCCAACUGAUAGAUUAAGUAUUAGUCAAACCACUAAAAAA
Piliocolobus tephrosceles (Ugandan red Colobus) is the source of this 3919-nucleotide messenger RNA. RefSeq names its product XK related 4 (gene XKR4). The coding region runs from base 27 to 1979 and encodes 650 amino acids. The transcript is spliced from 3 exons. The record is from RefSeq and is a predicted model, not a curated record. Gene Ontology annotation, cellular component: plasma membrane. NCBI's taxonomy places the organism in Eukaryota, Metazoa, Chordata, Mammalia, Primates, Cercopithecidae. Gene Ontology annotation, biological process: phosphatidylserine exposure on apoptotic cell surface; apoptotic process involved in development; engulfment of apoptotic cell.